Molecule: messenger RNA, 1458 nt
Organism: Penicillium subrubescens
Lineage: Eukaryota; Fungi; Ascomycota; Eurotiomycetes; Eurotiales; Aspergillaceae
Product: putative dipeptidase
Exons: 3
Coding region: 23-1369 (448 amino acids)
Biological process (GO): proteolysis
Molecular function (GO): metallodipeptidase activity
Source: RefSeq, a predicted model, not a curated record
CCCACCUUCGCACACUGCAGCGAUGGACGAGAAGACUUCAUUACAGGAUCUCCCUUGGGAGGAAGCAGCUCCAGCGAGCUCCACGGCUUCUUCCACCCCAUCUAGAUCCUCCAUCCGAAGCUGGAUUCUGCUUUUCAGCGCCCUGGUGGCUAGCGGGUGGUUCCUCUGGCCCCACUAUUGUCAACAUACUCGUGUGCACACCAUCGAGGAUCGAGUGCAACACAUUCUGUCCAGCACUCCUUUGAUCGACGGCCAUGAUGACUUCCCCAUUCAAAUCCGAGCAUUGUUCCAUAAUCACAUUAACACGCCCAACUUCACCGAGACAUUUGUCCAUGGUACUCUUCCAGGCCAUGUGGAUCUGCCUCGUCUGAGGAAAGGGCACGUCGGAGGCACCUUUUGGAGUGUCUAUGUUCCCUGCCCUGCAAAUUGGACGGACUUUUCCGAUGAGAACUACGCGCCCAGCGUCCGCAUGACCGUGGAACAGGUUGAUCUCAUGUCCCGCAUCCAGAAGGCAUUCCCAGAGGUCUUCUCAACGCCCCCUAAUGGCACAACAGCCAUGGAUGCAUUUCGCCAAGGCAAGAUCAUCUCUCCCUACGGCAUCGAAGGAUUGCAGUCGAUUGGCAACUCAAUGGCGCACUUGCGAAUGUUCUAUGACUUGGGGGUAUCCUAUGCCACGCUAACCCAUAACUGUCAUAACAAGUAUGCCGACGCAGCCAUCGUCGAGCAGCCGAAUGGUAGUCUGAAAAUCGCCACUCCUCUCUGGCAUGGCGUCAGUCCUGCGGGCCAGCAGGUGGUGGCCGAAAUGAACCGACUGGGCAUGAUCAUCGAUCUGGCCCACGUCAGUGUCGACACAAUGCGCGAUGUACUGGGCGCAGGCAAGACCGAAUGGACGGGCAGUCGUGCCCCUGUCAUCUUCAGUCACAGUUCAGCCUACGCUCUGUGUCCACACCCGCGGAACGUACCAGAUGAUAUCUUGGAGUUGGUCCGCCAACGCAAUUCGAUCGUCAUGGUCAAUUUCUCGCCCGAUUUCAUCUCCUGCCAGGCCUCUGGUCGUGAUGACGGGAUUCCGAAUGUGGACUAUGCCCAUGCCACCAUUGGGCGGGUUGUCGAUCAUAUCAUCCACAUUGGUACCGUUGCGGGCUUUGACCACGUUGGCUUGGGUAGUGAUUUUGACGGUAUUCCGACCGUGCCCAAGGGACUGGAGGAUGUCUCCAAGUUCCCGGAUUUGAUUGCGGAGCUUCUUCGUCGCGGACUUACCGAUGAACAGGCCGCCAAGGUGGCUGGGGGUAACCUGCUGCGUGUCUGGAGAGAGAUUGAUCAGGUGGCUCUGAAGAUGCAGGCUGAGGGGGUUCUUCCUGCGGAGGAUUAGGAGAAGAAUUGGCAAAUUGAGAAACAACCCAACUGAGGGCUUUCGGUCUAUCUGUAUACACCUGGUUAUUUACAGGAUUUUUAUUAUUA